Messenger RNA from Galeopterus variegatus (Sunda flying lemur), 894 nucleotides. Its product is annotated as DDB1- and CUL4-associated factor 5-like. The record is from RefSeq and is a predicted model, not a curated record. The coding region runs from base 1 to 894 and encodes 297 amino acids. Lineage: Eukaryota; Metazoa; Chordata; Mammalia; Dermoptera; Cynocephalidae. The transcript has 2 exons.
AUGGCGGGGCACUGGCGCCGCUCCCACAGCAUGCUCACAUGGCGGCCUCUGCAGGCAGAGUGGCCCCAGCCGCCUAUCACCACCCCAGCCACCUCUCGCCACCCCUGGCGCUCCCAGCUCCUGGUCGUGCCGCAGCCUGCUCAGUCUCUCUCUGGCUUGCGGUUCCAGCUGCUCCCGGGGCCAGGGAGGCGACAGCCCCCUCCCUGGCAAAAACCACAGUCACUGGAUCCCGAGUCCUGGCGGCGGGGCUGUGCAGCCUGGCCCGGUGCUGAGGGCAGCAGCGGUGUAGCCAGGCGCCGAGUGGCAGCCACUCCCAGAGGCUUCUUCCCGGGGAGGAUUUUGGACACUAACAAUGGCAGCUCUGUGGAACACUCUUUUGAAACUAAGAAGCUCAAUGGAAAGGCACUGAGCAAGGUCCUGAGCAGCCAAGCUGAGGAGCCACUCUCUCCUCCUGUCCCCAAGGGAUCUGGCCCCACUCUCAACAGCAGGUCUGGCAACUGUCCCAGGAAGCAGUCUGAUGACAGUGAAGAGAGGAGCCUUAAAACCAUCUGUGCCAACCACAAUAAUGGAUGUUUACAAUCCUGUCCCCCUCAACCCCGUAACAAUGGGCAGAACUUUGGGGAGCCAGGGGCAGUGGCAUACUCUUCUCCAGAAUGUUCAGACACCGACCAUGAUAAUUCAUUCCUGAAAGGAACACUCCUACACACAGAUUGUUGUGGGCCUGAAAUGGCUUGUGAAACCCCCAAUGCUGGAACAAGAGAGGACCCCACUGACCCUCCAUUCACAGACAGCAGUAAGGCUCUUCACAGACACAGUAGCCUCAAAAGGCACCGAGUUGAAUCAGAAGAUGCAGAUUCAGAGAACUCCUACUCAGAGAAGAAAUUAAAAACAUGA